This is a messenger RNA of Oreochromis niloticus (Nile tilapia), 1225 nucleotides long. Gene Ontology annotation, molecular function: DNA binding. The transcript has 7 exons. Lineage: Eukaryota; Metazoa; Chordata; Actinopteri; Cichliformes; Cichlidae. The record is from RefSeq and is a predicted model, not a curated record. Bases 256 to 966 code for a protein of 236 amino acids.
CUAAAGGUCCUUGGGUACCUCCGUGGGCUGCGGCUAUUGGUUAGAAUACCUGUUUGGCAAUUUUUCUAAAAAUGUAAAUACACAGGUGGCAGGAGGCGACAUGGGCUGGAGUGUGGUUUAUGUAAAUAAAACAGAAGUGAAACCGCGCCGCUGUGUUCUGGUUUCCACGCGCAGCAGACUCACUCAAACGCAAUGUUCGACACACAGUUGGAGGGAAGACUUUAGAGCUUAACAAGAGGUGCCAGCUGUGCGGUCAUGCCUGUGCUCAGGGCCUCUGCGGUGCUGCAGAUCGCGCUGCUGCUCUCCGCCGUGCCCGCGCAGUACUUCAUCUCCCGGUGGAGCGGCUCCUCGGCGGCGCAGCGCUACCAUGCGACCACGCGAUUGCUUCGAAUAUGGAGAGAAUGGAGAAAAUCAUACAUGAAUGUAACUGCAUGGUCAGACUGGACAAGCCAGCAGAUGUCCAAAGCCAUGUCUCUGGUUGGAUUGGGACAGGACGAUCAAGCGGGGCAAGGGUCACCUCCCGUGGAGACCAUGCUUUUUGACAAUGACCUGGGAUUCUUUGGAGCAUCCAAGACGGCGCGCAGCCCUCGUCCCCCGUAUGUGUUUCUGCGGGUCGGAGAGGUGGUGUUGGAGACAAAAGGCCACAUGGUCGGAGUAGUGGUGAGCUGGGACCCUGAACUGCAAGCUCCUCCAGAAUGGGUUGACAGAAUGUACUCCGGCUCUGAUGACACAAGAGCAGAAAAGACACCUCAUUACAAGGUGAUCUUUGGAGGACCUGGACCCUCCUCUGUCAUAGUAGCAUACUUGCCUCAGACACAGCUGGAGCGCAUCACAGGGAUGAGGCCGGACAUUCCCACCCUGGAGAACUACUUCACGCACUUUAAUGGGAAACGCUUUGUUAUGCAGCCCUGGCUCAGAGAGCUCUUCCCAGAAGACGAGGAGGAUGAUGAGGGCGAGGACCUUUGACUCUGCAGUAUAAAAGCCUUAGCCAAGAGACAGUUUCAUCCUUUGGCUUCUGUGGUUUUCUUCAGCCUGGUUCUUCUUUUUGAUUGUCUACUGGAGUCCGACGAGUGGACACGAAAUGCCGUCUUUAAGAGUCAUUGACCCGUUAGCCUCAAGUAAAAAUAGGAGUUAAGAGUGAUCAUCGAACCCUGCCUUUAACAGAGUUGAAGAUAAAUUAUCAAAGAUGAAGAAAUGUGAUUAAGCUUCUGAAUUACCACAUUUA